CCCACUUCUGCUUUCAGUUAGCAUUAACGCACAGAGCUCUCCUCUGCUCUCCCUUUUUCCGACCAUCCUCUUCCCUCACAUUUCCGGCCAAUCUCGCCGGAUCUGGACUAACCAUCGGCGACCUACCAUCCACUGCCGCCUCCACUUUGCACUCCUGUCAAAACUUGUUCACAAUUUUCAUGAUUUUGGAGGUGAAUGAGAGUGUAAACAAGGGACAUUGUAGGGUACUCUGUUUUGAGGUUUAUCAGGUUUAGAGUACACGAUUGAUUGAAUCGAGGGAAUUGGCGUUUACAGGACCGAGGAGGGUGCGAGAAUCGUGUGGGCUAGCGGGGAGAGAAAUAAAAUAUUUAUUUGUUUAUUGUUUGUAAUUUUUUGUGGGUGUAGGUGGAUGAUAAUAAUAAUGGUGAAUGUUGAUAUCGGCGUUGAGGGUUGUAGUGUAGUGAUGGGGUGACGAGUGAGGAUGUGCAGAGUGGAGGAGCUGGAGUGGGAAAUGGGGGCCAAAAGUAGAAUAGAGAAGCUGAAGAAUGUGAUGGUGUGUAGGUCGAGAAUGAAGGUGUGGAUGAUGAGGGGGAUGACCAGUGUGUUGGUCUGGACUUGUGUUGUGCAGUUGAUGGCAUUGGAGGAGACUUGGGGACCCAGGUUGUUGAAGGGCUGGCCUUCCUGUUUCUCUCACUCCGAUUUGUCUUCGUCUCUGCAAUUGCCUCCGGCUCCGCCCAAGCUUGUUCUUCCACCAAAAAGGGUUUAUAAGAAUAAUGGCUAUCUUAUGAUUUCUUGCAAUGGCGGUCUUAACCAAAUGCGAGCAGCAAUCUGUGAUAUGGUUGCUAUUGCCAGAUUUUUGAAUGUCACUCUAAUUGUUCCAGAGUUGGAUAAAGCCUCCUUUUGGGCUGAUCCAAGUGAGUUCCAAGACAUUUUUGACAUUGAUCACUUCAUCGCAUCAUUGAGAGACGAAGUUCGGAUAUUGAAAGAGCUACCACCCAGGCUGAAGACAAGAGUUGAGUUGGGAAUGUUUUAUUCAUUGCCACCUGUUAGUUGGUCUAACAUUUCCUACUACCUGCAUCAGAUUCUUCCUCUGGUGCAAAAGCACAAAGUUGUACAUUUGAAUAAAACCGAUGCUCGUCUUGCUAAUAAUGGGCUGCCAUUAGAGAUUCAGAAGUUGCGUUGCCGAGUAAAUUUUAAUGCUCUGAGAUUCACUUCCCAGAUAGAGGAAUUGGGCAGAAGGGUUGUCAGGAUUCUGAGGGAAAAGGGCCCUUUCCUGGUUCUUCAUCUCAGAUAUGAAAUGGACAUGUUGGCUUUCUCUGGCUGUACUCAUGGUUGCAAUGAUAAGGAGGCAGAAGAAUUAACAAGAAUGAGAUAUGCUUACCCCUGGUGGAAGGAAAAAAUAAUAGAUUCCAAAGUGAAAAGAAGAGAAGGCCUGUGCCCUUUGACACCUGAGGAAACUGGUCUAAUAUUGAGUGCACUGGGUAUAGAUCGUAAUGUUCAAAUUUAUAUUGCUGCUGGACAAAUAUAUGGUGGAGAAAGAAGAAUGGCAACUUUGGCAGCAGCUUUUCCUAAUUUGGUUCGAAAGGAGACACUUUUGGAACCCUCAGACUUGAGGUUUUUCCAGAACCACACAUCCCAGAUGGCAGCAUUGGAUUAUCUUGUCUCCCUGGAGAGUGAUAUUUUUGUUCCAACGUACGAUGGAAACAUGGCUAAAGUUGUUGAAGGCCACCGCAGAUUCUUAGGCUUCAAGAAGACCAUCCAAUUGGACAGAAGGCUUCUCGUCAAUUUAGUAGAUGAAUACAAGAAUGGGUCAUUGAGCUGGGAUGAGUUCUCCUCUACUGUUAAGGAAGCUCAUGCAUACCGCGUGGGGAGCCCCAGCAGACGGGUUGUGAUCCCAGAUAGACCAAAGGAAGAAGAUUAUUUCUAUUCCAAUCCGCACGAGUGUUUGCAACUGUUAGAUGAACCAUUAUGAAGUACAUGAUUCCUAUUGCUCCAAAGUGAUGGCUUUCCUCAGUAUAUUUGCUUCUUUUAUGUAUUUUUCCAAGUUCAUUUCUUUGUUUUGUUGUUUUUUUUUUUUUUUUUUUGCCCACUAGGGUUUAGAAAAUGGGCAGGGAAUAUGUUCCCUAGGUAAAAUUGGGUUGGGACACGUGGGAUCUAUGCUCCCGGGAUGUUCUUCACAUGAUCAGAAGCAUGUGAAUGAUGAUGCACAAUAUUUCACAUUUUCAAAUAAUGAGGAUCAUGUAUAGAGAGAAAGAAAGAUCAGAAGGAUGCAAAUAGAUAUUGUUCCCAGUCGGAGGUUUUUUUCGUCAA
This is a messenger RNA of Vitis riparia (riverbank grape), 2289 nucleotides long. RefSeq names its product rhamnogalacturonan I rhamnosyltransferase 1-like. Gene Ontology annotation, cellular component: cytoplasm. The record is from RefSeq and is a predicted model, not a curated record. The transcript is spliced from 8 exons. Bases 461 to 1951 code for a protein of 496 amino acids. Lineage: Eukaryota; Viridiplantae; Streptophyta; Magnoliopsida; Vitales; Vitaceae.